AUGGCGACGCAGAAGGGCAAGGAGAAGACGGAGGGCCUGGAUGAUGGUGCUCCCGAACCAACUCUGGAGGAGCGUUUGGAGGGCUUGAACCUGCAGGGUGAAGAGGAGGAAGAUUUGGACUUCUCGGAGGAGUUUGAGGAACUAAUCAAGGAUGUCCGUUGGGUAAUGGAUGGAAGUCCAUGGCUGUUUCGAGGAGCGGCGGUGGUAAUUGAAGAGUAUGAUGGCUUCUCAACCGUGAAUAACUAUAAGCUGGAUAAAAUCCCAAUCUGGACAUGCAUCCAAGGUGUCCCUGAGGGGUUGAUGAAGAAGAGAGAAUUGGCAGAGAAAGUAGCGAAGAAGGUGGGUGACUUAAUCACGGUGGUAGUGAACGAAGGGAAGAUCAACCCGACUCCAUAUCUACGGGCUAGGGUCUGGCUUGAGCUGAGCAAGCCGCUGGUGCGUGUGGUUCCCAUAACUUUUAAAGAAAAGAAUGAUGUACUUAGUGUAGUAUGA
Miscanthus lutarioriparius is the source of this 492-nucleotide messenger RNA. The record is from the annotation of a GenBank genome assembly. NCBI's taxonomy places the organism in Eukaryota, Viridiplantae, Streptophyta, Magnoliopsida, Poales, Poaceae.